ACUGGUGGCCGGAGGAGAAAACGUCCGCGAAGACCUCACUGCUGACCCCUCCCUUGAGAAGGCUCGCGCUCCCGCUGCUCGCGCCUGCGCCGCCUGCCGGCCUCGGGAACGCGCCCUCUCGCUGGUGCGCGGGCUCGCUCUCCGCCACCUACCAGCUCCCGCACCAGCAGCAGCGCAGCCGCCGCCGCCGCCGCCGCCGCCGCCGCCGCCCACCUUCUGCCGCCGCCACCACUGCCACUUUCUCCUCUCUUUCCUCUACUGUCCUCGCCCUCUGUCGACUAUCAGGUGGGCCUUGACCCAGGAUGGCUGAGCCCCGCCAGGAGUUCACUGUGAUGGAAGAUUCUGAUCUCUCCUCCCAGGGGGGCUACACCCUCCUGCAAGACCAAGACGGGGACGUGGACCACGGCCUGAAAGAGUCUCCCCUGCAGACCCCCGCUGAGGAUGGAUCUGAGGAACCGGGCUCUGAAACCUCGGAUGCUAAGAGCACACCAACGGCCGAAGACGUGACAGCGCCCUUAGUGGAUGAGGGAGCCCCCAGCCAGCAGGCGGCCGCUCAGCCCCACACGGAGAUCCCAGAAGGAGCCACAGCUGAGGAAGCAGGCAUUGGAGACACGCCCAACCUGGAGGACCAAGCUGCUGGACACGUAACUCAAGAGAUCAAGGCCUCAGAGCCCCACGGGCCCAGCGCGGGGCCCACGCUGGAAGGGCAGGACACGCCCCCCGAGUUCACCUUCCACGUGGAAAUCAAAGCCAACGUGCAGAAGGAACAGGGACAGGCAGAGCUGGAUUUGGAAGGGACUGCCCUCCCAGGGCCCCCCGGAGAGGAGCAAGAACCCCAGGGCCCUUCUGGGGGAGAGGACACAAAAAAGACUGACCUUCCAGAACCCUCUGGAAAGCAGCCAGCCACUGUUCUGCCAGGGAAGCCCAUCAGCCGGGUCCCUCAACUCAAAGCUCGCAUGGUCAGUAAAAGCAAAGAUGGGACUGGACCCGAGGACAAAAAAGCCAAGACAUCCACACCUUCCUCUGCUAAAACCCCGAAACCUAGGCCUUGCCUUAGCCCCAAACGCCCCACUCCUGGUAGCUCAGACCCUUUGAUCAAACCCUCCAGCCCUGCUGUGUGCCCAGAGUCAUCUUCCUCUCCUAAACACGUCUCUUCUGUCACACCCCGAACUGGCAGUUCUGGAGCAAAGGAGAUGAAAGUCAAGGGGGCGGAUGGUAAGACCGGAACGAAGAUCGCCACCCCGCGGGGAGCGGCCCCUCCAGGCCAGAAGGGCCAGGCCAACGCCACCAGGAUCCCAGCGAAAACCACGCCCUCCCCAAAGACCCCUCCAGGUACUGGUGAAUCGGGGAAAUCCGGGGAUCGUAGCGGCUACAGCAGCCCUGGCUCCCCAGGCACUCCUGGCAGCCGCUCCCGCACCCCGUCCCUGCCAACCCCGCCCACCCGGGAGCCCAAGAAGGUGGCUGUGGUCCGCACGCCACCCAAGUCGCCGUCUUCGGCCAAGAGCCGCCUGCAGACCGCCCCCGUCCCCAUGCCAGACCUGAAGAAUGUCAAAUCCAAGAUUGGCUCCACGGAAAACCUGAAACACCAGCCAGGCGGCGGGAAGGUGCAGAUAAUUAAUAAGAAGCUGGAUCUUAGCAACGUCCAGUCCAAGUGUGGCUCAAAGGAUAAUAUCAAACACGUGCCAGGAGGCGGCAGUGUGCAGAUAGUGUACAAGCCAGUGGACCUGAGCAAGGUGACCUCCAAGUGCGGCUCGUUAGGCAACAUCCAUCAUAAGCCAGGAGGCGGCCAGGUGGAAGUCAAGUCGGAGAAGCUGGACUUCAAGGACAGAGUCCAGUCGAAGAUUGGGUCCCUGGACAACAUCACCCACGUCCCUGGCGGAGGGAAUAAAAAGAUCGAAACCCACAAGCUGACCUUCCGCGAGAACGCCAAAGCCAAGACCGACCACGGGGCGGAGAUCGUGUACAAGUCGCCCGUGGUGUCUGGGGACACAUCUCCGCGGCACCUGAGCAACGUGUCCUCCACGGGCAGCAUCGACAUGGUAGACUCGCCCCAGCUCGCCACGCUAGCCGACGAAGUGUCCGCCUCCCUGGCCAAGCAGGGUUUGUGAUCAGGCCCCCGGGGCGGUCAAUAAUCGUGGAGAGACGAGAGUGUGGAAAAAAAAAGAAUAAUGAUCUGGCCCUUCGCCCUCUGCCCUCCCCCAGCUGCUCCUCACAGACCCGUUAAUCCGUUAAGCACUUAACCUGCUUUUGUCACUCGGCUCUGGCUCGGGACUUCAAAAUCAGUGACGGGAAAAAGAGCAAAUUUCAUCUUUCCAAAUUGAUGGUUGGGCUCAUAAUAAUAAAAUAUUUUUUAAAAACAUUUCAAAAGAUGGCCACACCCGACAUUUCCUUGGGCAAUUCCUUUCGAUUCUUUUUUUUUCCCCUCUGAGUAGAAGAGGGUGGAGAGGCUCUGCAAGCUGCUUCUGGGGCAUCUCGAGGGACUGGGGCGUCCCCUCUCUGCCCCAUCCUGGGGGUGUCACAGAGGCAGCGGCAGCAACAAAGGAUUUGAAACCGGGUUCCAUGUUGGAGCUGUGGACGAUGUCAACCUUGUAGGGGGGGAGGGGAGGGAAGGGGAGCCCCGGGAGAGCCGGUGGGGGGAGGGGGGAGGGCAGAAGGAUGAGCAUGGGAGGGGCUGACAGGGGCUUGGUGGGGAGGAGCCGCUGCCCUCGGCCAGGAAGGGCAGCAGGAAGGACAAACUGCAAACUUGGACCAAGUGGCCUCCUGUGCUUGGUGGCCCCGGGCCUGCUGUGGGUCAGUGCGCCACCCUCUGGAGCAAGACUCCGGUCCUUCCCCUAUACCACGAAGGGACGCUGGUGGGAGGAGGUGGCCAUUUGGCGGGAGGGUGGCACCUUGCGGAUCACUUCCUCGAAGACUGACCUUGAUGUCCCCAGUGCUGGCCUCUUUCUCCCUCCCUGCAGGGUGGGGGUCCUGAGCUGAGGGGCUCCCCUUGGCCCCACGGAAACCCUGUUUUAUUGAGUUCUGAAGGUUGGAACUGCAGCCACGAUUUUGGCCACCUCACCGAUCUGGGACUUUAGGGCUAACCGGUUCUCUUUGUAAGGACUCGUGCCUCCUGGGGGCAUCCGCCUGCUCCCCAGCCUGGGCCUCUGGCAUCUCUGGGUGUGCGGGGCUCCGGUGGGUGGGUCCUGAGCCUCCUGUCCCUCCCACGGCCACUGCAGCCACCUGUCUCCCCCACCCCCCACCACCCGCCAUGCCCGUGUGUCUGCUGUGCAGAGCCCA
Mustela lutreola (European mink) is the source of this 3276-nucleotide messenger RNA. RefSeq names its product microtubule associated protein tau (gene MAPT). The coding region runs from base 303 to 2108 and encodes 601 amino acids. NCBI's taxonomy places the organism in Eukaryota, Metazoa, Chordata, Mammalia, Carnivora, Mustelidae. Gene Ontology annotation, cellular component: neuron projection. Gene Ontology annotation, biological process: microtubule cytoskeleton organization; neuron projection development. The record is from RefSeq and is a predicted model, not a curated record. The transcript is spliced from 14 exons. Gene Ontology annotation, molecular function: microtubule binding.